UUGUCAUCUGUGUACUGAGAAGUUAGGUGUGGACACGUUGACGUUUUGAUAUUGACAAAAAGUACUGCUGUGAGUCGUGAGAGUUGUGACGUGUUUGAAGGAGGUAGAAAAAAAAGGUUAAAAAACUGUGGAAAAACUACAGAAAUGUAUAAUUUCAAACAACUCAUUUUCGGUAUUUUGGUUCUACAAACAGUUUGCCUUCUCAUACAGGGUAGCAUAACAGGCUACAUAGAUUCUACAGAUAAGCAGAAAUUCCUACAAAUACUGUCUAGCACGUUAGAUCCAACAAACGAUGAUAUUGCCUCUCUAUACUAUGGUGCAAAAGGAUUGCAAACUCUUAAGCAAGAAAUUAACAAGGCAAAGAUCCCUGAAUUGUGUAAAACUUUGAAAGCAAAGUUCAGCCCUUCAGAGAGCUUGGAAAAUGCUUUCUUUUCUCUUGGUACUUGGAAUGUUCUAGGAUGCCAGGGAAAGCUGCACGAGGAAAAGUUCAUCAAGGACUUACCAUCAAUCUUUAAUUAUGAGAACACACCUAUAUCAGACAUCCGUUAUGCUCUGGAGAUCCAUUAUCUCCUGAAAUACCAAAUUCCACAACCCCAGAAUGUAGCCAAAGCAAUUGUUAAUCGUCUGAAGAAAGAUGACAGCCUUUCUGAACUAGGGCAUGCCCUACAUGCAGCUGCUCUUUUGGGCGGAGAGAAAGGUAAUGGAAAAUUUGGAGGAGAAAGGGCAGAGGAAGCCAUAGCUAGGGCAGAUGAAUUGAAUGGAAGGUUAUUGCAAUGGGAAGGAGGAUUGUCUGUUACAUCAUUGGUUCUUACUGGGUUAUUAGGCCUACAGCCAACAGGAACACAGGUGCCAUUAACAGCUGCGCAGGCUGAUAAGGUAGCUAGCUAUUUGCUAACAAGAAGAACAGUACCAACUGCUAAAGGAGUGUUAGCUCUGUUAGAGGCUGCCCAUGCCUUGGCUGAUAGUCCAUUCUCUCCUGUCAGUAUUACUAUCAAGGGUCCCCCAGUAGUGACCUCCGACCAGCCAGAUUUGCGCGUCUAUGUUGGCGACCUCCUCGGUCGCCCGAUUCGCGCGGCCGCCCCUGUGGUCGCCCAAUCAGCGACUCGCUUGGCCGACGACGUGGUCGUGUUGGCUAAGCAGCCACUCGUGCCUAGCUCCGCUCAAGGAGAGUUCAAAUUGCCGCUGAAGUUGGAUCCUAGUUUGUACAAGAUCGCUUUGAAUACCGCUAAUGGCGCUUCAGCCUCAUUCGAUGUCAGGGUUUUGGGACCGGUUGAGGUACAUUGGUUGGAGGUGGGCGUUUCUGACGCAGACGGCGGCGGCAUCCCCUCCCAACCGCACCGCAUCCGCUACCCGUCCGGCAAACUCCAAAACCGCCUCCAAGCCGAUGCCGGCCAGCGGUUGGUCGCUCGCGUCGCGCUAUCACGCCCCCUCCAUCAAGUAUUCAUGCGAUUGGUGCACAGCGAGGUUGGGACGGAGAUCGUCUUCGUUGCGGAGCAGGAGAUUGGAGGGGCGUCUGGAGAUAAGGACGCGAAGAUAUAUAAGGUGGAAGUCAAUCCAGGGGAGGAGCUGGCAGCGUCUGGGGUGUACGAUAUUGAGAUGAUAUUGGGAGAUACCGUUAUUACGAAUCCAGUCAGGUGGAAUAUCGGGCAGGUGGAAAUGCAUAUAGGCUAAAUGAGAUCCGUCGCAGACGACGCCUGGGAACUUGACUGAACAAGAACAAGGCCGUCGUCUGCAUACGCGAAGAAGCCGGAUUUGGUAACGCAGUGGCGAAACCCAGCAAGAAACUCAGCUCCAGUGCUUCAUCAGUCAUCUCCCGUCGAGGCCCAAAACCCGAAAUUCAACACCAAUUUCGACCUAAAGACCGCCGACCAUCAGCAUUGGUCUCUUACCUAUUCACAGGGUUAACCGCAGCACCAUGGCUUGUCCUGUUGGUACUCUGGGUACAAGUUGGUGCUGGAAUAGAUACCAGCAAGUUCCAUGCUACCCUGGCCAUUCCGUACCAUCUAUCACUGGCAUCAGUCUUGGGGUUGUACACCCUGUUUUGGUUGAAACUUGACAUGUUUUCCACGUGUGCGUGGUUGGCACCAUUAGGUGCUAUUACGCUCCUCACAGGCCAUAGGCUGUUGGUUAGGCUUGCCGCAUCUAAGGAGAAGCCUGAGAAGUAAAAAGUUGGGGUUUUUGUGUUGUUUUUUUUUUGUAUGUGGAGACCGUUUUUAUGUUGUAGUUUCUACUACAAGUUUUGGUUGAAUUUCGAAGGCAGGAUAUUUGAAUAAAAUUUUGGUGUUCAAGAAAUAGUUUAGGAUUGUUUGCAUUACAGUCCUCUUUAUCGACAAACUACAAAUUGUCAAUGACAAUGAGCGAAUCAAGAGAUUUAACCAAAUUUUGUACCAGAAGAUGUGUAAUCUUUAUACGGGUGCACAUUGGUUUUUGUAAGCAUUUGUCGCAUAAUCUAUAAGUGUAGAAACUAAAAUUGAUAAACAAUGAAUAUCAACUGUGCAAAGAUAAAGUUAGUCACAUACUUAGUUGAAAAAGAACAUGCCCUCUAAAUUUUGACAUGCACUUUGUCUUAGUAUCUUAAGAUCCGAAGGAAAAAUAUCCUGAUUCGGAUUUUUUCCAUAAUCUUAUUCAAAAUUUUCCAAACAAAUUCUAAAAUCCAGUUUUUUCGCUCCGGUUUUUCCGACAAAAAAGUUGUUUUAGAACGUUUCUUUAAAGUUGAUAGUUUUCGAGAUACAAGCGAUACAAUAUUUGAAAAAGUGCAAAAUAUUCCACUUUCAACCCCGAAAAAACACCCUCCCCCCCAUUUUAAUCGGCAUUAUAUCAAUUUAAAAAAGGUUUGCAAUAACAAUACCGGCUAAAAUGCUUUGAGAUUCUGUUAAUGGAUGUUAAGAAUAUUUACUAAGUUCACCAACAUGUAAACCUUUGUUUUUUCAUAUUGUCUUUCGGGAUCGAGGUGGCAUAUUUUGCACUUCUUCUAGAAAACUAUCAAGUUCCAAUUCCAAUUUCUUUGAGCAGGAUGUCCCAAAAAGCGUACAAACAUUUUGACCAGAGCGAAAAACAAUUUUUGGAAUUUGUUUAAGAAAUUUUUUCAACAAAUUUUUGACGCCAAUUUGAGCCUGGAAACAUGAAGAUUCGUUAAAAAGGGUUCUUUUUUAAUAACACUGCGAAAAAACCGAAUCAGACUAAUUUUCUCAUGGGAUGCGAAGAUACUACCCAGGCUAUAAUUAAUUCUGCAAGUUUAGGUUAAAUUUCGAAAGUAUGAAAUAGUUCUCGAUUCUGUACAUUAAAGUCAUCCCUUAAAACAAACUGCAAAUUGCUAAUGACAGUGAGUAGAAAUUGAAUAAAAUUUUAUAAAAGGAGUUGUAUACGGGUACACAUUGGUUUUUGUCGGAAUUUUUGUAAUACAGAAGGAGGAAACUAAAAUCGAUAAAAACUGACCAUUUUAAUCGUGGAAAGAUAAAUAUGUCAUAGGUGUUGUUGAAAAAGCAUGUCUACUAAAUUUUGACAUGCACAUUCUUUUUUUUUUUCAUUUUAAUCGAAAACUAUCAGUUAAUUCUGACAUGUAUUCUUCAAUUUUUCUACGUAAAGUGUUUAGCUGUAACCACUGUUUCUAUGUAAAUGUAUUUGUAUAUUUUUUCGUAUUUUCAACGCAUGUGUACGCUAUUUCUAACAUUUCUUACAAGAUGUGUUGUUAAAAACUGCGAGAUCAUUUAUUAUGCAGGUGUACAUUACUUUUUGUCAUCAUUGUCUAAGCUUUGUGGUAACAAAAGACACCGAUUUUUCGAGUAACUUGAGAUCUUUUCCUUUAAUGAGUUCCAUUCCAACAGCCUCCUUAUCGACCCUAAUCUCAAAUUGACGUCAGGUUCGGAUUCUACGCACUGGAUUUACUUAGCAGACGAGUUUCUGUCAUAAUUGAAGAUUACACAUGAAUAUUGACUAUUGAGUAGCGGACAAAAGUUUGGAAACAAAUAUUGACAUUAUUAUGAACUAUUUCAAAUACCUAUAUUAAAAUUCUAUGAAAAUGAAAACGCGUUUUUUUAACUACCAGUUUUUGUAACGACAAAAUUAUGGAAACUUUUUAGUUUCGCCGUAUUUAUUCGUUCUGCGAUUCUCUGUAAAUAUUAACAUCUGUGAGAAUGGUAAAAGUAAAAGGAUUUUCAAAAGAUUUAAGAGACAAAGUAAUUGAAUUAUUUAGAAGUGGUGUCAGAAAUGUUGACAUUUCUCAAAGAUUAAAAGUGAACAAAGGGACGAUUUCGAAAAUUAUUAGUAAAUAUCAAGAAUAUGGAUCAACAGCAAUGCGGUUCAGGUGCGGAAUACCGAAAAAAAACUGAUUGUUUUGGAUGGCUACAUUAAACGUUUGUCCCAUGAAGAUCCUCGAAUGCCAGUCACACAGAUUUUCAAAAGAAUCGUAGAAGAGGGUGCCGACAAUUUUUGUCAGAACCGUGCAGAGACGCUUUGUGGAUUUUGUGCUUUUUGGUAGGCGUCCAGUGCAAAAGCCUCUCUUUUAAAAAAAUCUUAUUGCUCGGCUUGAAUUUGCUAAAACUCAUCUACCUUGGACAGAACAGCAAUGGAAUACAGUUUUAUGGAGCGAUGAAAGCAAAUUUACCUUACUUGGAUCUGACGGUACGGCAUAUAUAAGACGUCCAGUACGAAAAAGAUUCGACAAAAAGUAUCAGUUGCCAACAGUUAAGCACGGUGGAGGCAACAUCAUGGUUUGAGGCUGUUUUUCUAGUUCUGUAACGGGUCCAAUUGUCAAAAUUGUUGGUAAAAUGGAUCAAAAACUUCACAAAGAUAUUCUUAAUGAACACACGCUCCCUUUUGCUGAAGAAGAAAUGCCUUUACGAUGGAUAUUCCAGCAAGAUAAUGAACCAAGUGUACCUCAAAAUUCGUGAAGGACUGGUUAAGACUAAAAAAUGUUAAUGUUCUUACAUGGCCUUCGCAAUCCCCGGACCUAAAACCCUAUAGAACGUCUGUGACCAUGUUAAAAGACAACUGACAAGAAAAACUUUUAAAAAUAGGAACGAUUAAUUUGAUUAUGUAAAAAAAUAUUUGGCAAAAUAUCCCAACAGACGUCUGUAAAGAAUUGGUGUCUUCUAUGAACAGCAGAGGUCAGGCAGUGUUAAUGUUAAAGGCUAUGCUACCAAAUAUCAGCAAAACAGCAU
This is a messenger RNA of Acanthoscelides obtectus, 5159 nucleotides long. The record is from the annotation of a GenBank genome assembly. NCBI's taxonomy places the organism in Eukaryota, Metazoa, Arthropoda, Insecta, Coleoptera, Chrysomelidae.